AAAAACUAUUCAUUGUUUCAAACGCGGUUAUCAUUAACCACUUGUAACUGUUCCAUGAAUAAAACAUUUUCUUCAAGUGAGAAGAAUUGGGUGACAAGUUCAAUGUCCGCCUGGAGAGACUUGGUAGGUGCAGGAGCUGCUUGUGCUCCAGACGACCAACAAGGAGCAGCUUCUUCUUCAGCAGCCUCAAGAAACCCAUUAGGUCGCUUGGCAGACUCUGUUUUGGGAGAAUCUCGAGAAAGAAAUACCUUCAGACAAACACCCGAACACUGGACUGGUCAGGAGGAAGCGUUGCUUUUUGGUGACUAUCAACAAGCGCCACAACAAACUAUACCCUAUGGACAACCUCCAGUACCCCAUCCAUAUGCUUUACCAGCACAACCACCUCGACCGUUCAGUUAUUCAGCGCCACUACCACCAGCAGGUUUUACGAACCAGAGUAGAGGCGGAGACUUUGUCAGUGAUUUCUUACAUGAACAGCAAAGUUCUGUAUAUAGUUCAGGACCCAACGUAAUUUCUCAAGUUCCAGGUCCAAGGGGUUACAAUUCUUCUUGGAUACGACCAAACUAUGACAAUGCCUCACUAUUUAGCUGGAUACCUGAGUACGAUAGGCAAGUUGGAGGCUCGUCCCAAAGUGUUUUAGCUCCAAACAACAAAGUACAACAUUCCAAUGAAGAGGAAGUUCUUGAAAGAGCCUUUUUGUCUUCGUCUCAACCUACAUCGUCUCACUGGUCUUCAGUACAGUCUUUAGUAAAGGACUAUGCAGCUUCUACCCUUAUGCACCAAGGUUUUCAACAAGAUAUGAGGAAAGCAGAAGGCAGCAGUGGCUUGGCGUCAGAAUUGGAUACGUUGCGAAAACGUUCCGAAGAAAUGGCAAGAUCUUAUUUUCCAGGAGCAAGUGACUCGUUUAUUCAGGAGCAAGUGAAUGAAUUUCUUCAGUCUUUACGUGAAAGCUCAGAUUGGGUAUCAUCUUAUCAUCAGGAACCGAACUUGGAACAAAGCACCAGUACAUGGCAUGAAGAAUUUUCCAAGUUGCAUUUGGAUGCUCAAAACACGACUGAGGAAUGGGCAAAGGAGUUGGUAAAGGAAGAUCAUACAACUUGGGCAGAGGAGUUCCAACAAGAUUCCACUAGUCUUCCAUGGCAAGAUGAAUAUCUCGAAAAGGAGAAUUUCGAAGAUACUUUCGAGGAUGAUUUGAGAGCUUAUCUUGGCAAAGACCCCAAUGAAUUGGAAUAUGAAUUUACUGAAGAGAAUCCUUAUCUGGGCAAUCCCAAUGCUAUGGCAGAAGGUGAAAGAUUAUAUGCGGAGGGGGAUUUACGGAAUGCGAUGUUGGCAUUCGAAGCAGCCGUUAGAACCGAGCCAAAUAAUGCUAAAUGUUGGUUUCUGUUGGGUCGGACUCAUACUGAAAUGGACCAAGACAAUCCAGCCAUAAUAUGUUUACGAAGAUCGAUUGAAGUUGGAGGUGAAGUUGCGGAUGCAUUGUUAGAAUUGGGUGUUUCAUAUACCAAUGAACUUAAUCACUCACAAGCUUUAGCAUAUUUGAAGAGGUGGUUAGAAACCCAGCCCAAAUAUCAGGCAUUCUCUCGUCAACAACCUUCUGAUGAUGCGGUGACAGCGCAUGCUUACUUAGUUGAACAGUUUAGAGCUGCUAGUGUUGCCUACCCACAAGACGUCAAUCUGUAUAUUGUUUUAGGUGUACUGCACAAUCUUUCGAGAGACUAUGAAUUGGCGGUGGAAUCAUUUGGAAAAGCAAUUCAACUGCAACCAAAUGAUCAUCGACUAUGGAACAAGUUAGGUGCCACCUUGGCGAAUAGUUAUCAAUCAAGAGAAGCAUUGUCAGCUUAUCGUAGAGCCGUCGACUUGAAGCCCAGCUAUGUUCGUGCCUGGGUAAAUGUGGGUACUUCUUAUGCUAACCAGGGUAUCUAUGAGCAGGCUUGUCGAUAUUAUCUGAAAGCUUUGCAAAUGAACCCCCGAAUCAACCAUGUUUGGAAUUAUCUAAGAACCAGCUUAAUAGCAAUGGGCAAAAAUGACUUGCUAGUUUUAACUGAUCAAUAUGAUCCGCAAGUUUUGGUGCAAGCCAUGGAUGCCGAUCUUUCAGCAGCGUGGCGGUCAUCCACCAGCAAGGAGGGGAAUAUAACCAAUCAUGCAAAUACUAUGCCAGUAGCCUGAAGGAUAGAUAUUCAGUUAUUCUUGUUUGGUAUUGCAUCUUUAUUUCCCAGUGAGUAUGAGAUAGUGGUCAUGAAUAAAGUUUAUAAGUUGGAA
Messenger RNA from Galdieria sulphuraria, 2262 nucleotides. RefSeq names its product peroxisomal targeting signal type 1 (PTS1) receptor PEX5-like protein. Gene Ontology annotation, biological process: protein prenylation; protein import into peroxisome matrix, docking. Gene Ontology annotation, molecular function: protein prenyltransferase activity; protein binding. Bases 103 to 2169 code for a protein of 688 amino acids. Gene Ontology annotation, cellular component: peroxisomal membrane; cytosol. The record is from RefSeq and is a predicted model, not a curated record. The transcript is spliced from 5 exons. Lineage: Eukaryota; Rhodophyta; Bangiophyceae; Galdieriales; Galdieriaceae.